AUGGAAGACGACCAGGCGGCCUUUUUCCAGCGCUCGCAAGCGCUCAUCGACAGUGUGGACGGCAGGCUGGCCGCCGCCUUGACGAAAGGCGAUGCGCCGCCCAUCGCUGUGCUGGAGGUUUCUGACGACUCUGACGUGGAGAUGGCAUGUUUUGCGAUUCACUUUUACAAUUGCACUGAGUAUUUUCCCCUCCAGAAGGCAGAGUCGGACGAAGAGGGAGCAUCAGCGACCCUGCUCCACCCUCACCCGAUGCGCCCGCGUCGCAGCCGGGACGACGAGAGGAAGAGUAAAGAAGCGUGGUACAAGGCAAGUUGUUGGCAUCCGUGGCACGUCAUCUGGACGCAGCGCUCCGCAAGUCGCUGGAUGCUAUCGCUACCGCAGCUGCAGAGGUACGGGUUGUUUAUGUUCAAUACCGCACCAUGCUCAACGCUACCUUCCCAGAAGCAGGAAGCACAGAAGGAACUGACGAUCGCGAAGAAGGAGAGCAAAGCAUUAGGGUGCAAGAACUCCGAGUUGCAAGACCAGUUGGACCAGAAACACGAACGUGAAGCCUCAAGUCUGGUGGCCGUUGAUGUGCUGAAGGCCAAAAGCACCAAACGGAAGGCGCAGAUAAAGGAGUUGAAUAAAACCGUGGUUCAGCAACAAGCCGAGAUUGCUGAGCUCAUGCAGGAGAUUCGCAAGUUCCGCGACGAGAAGGCUGUUCUAUCGGGUGUAGAAACCACUGCUGUCACAGUGGAGGCUGCGAACUUGAAGCGGCAGAUCGCCACCCUCAGACAGGAUAAGGAGCGCCUGGUCAAAGUGAAUGAGGGUCUGAUCGGCGAGCGCAACAUCACGCGUGCGAUUAAUCAGUGCAAGAACCGUCUCAACCAGAAGCUCGUGCCACAGGCUAACAAGGUUAUUGUGGCACGGUCAGAGGAUAUCCACUGCGCAACAGACAAUCUCUUUGCAUUUUUGGCUCAGGACCCGUCGACGCAAAGCUUCAUGAACAACGUCCUAUAUUUACCGCACCGCCUGCUGUCCUGUGCGCCGCGCAACUACAUUGCGUUUGCCCCGAGCGCACGGUACAAUGACACCCGAUGCAAAUGGGAGGACGGCUCUGACCUCGCGGUCCUUGCAGGCAGCACGCGCGAGCUUUUCGUCGUCGUUACCCGCCAGAAUGAGCGCACAUACGAAGACGUGAUAGCCUACGCCGGCACUUACCUCUGCCACGACCUGGGCCGGGCCGCCUACCCGCCCGGGACCAAGCCUCCCCGCUCCGUCCCCGACGCGGCCAUCCUCGAGGUGGCCUUUGGUAUGAAGACGACCCAGGACGACAUCGACAUCACGCCGCUGAUCAAGCAGCGGUUCCCGAGUGGGACUAUCGACAUUGAGGUGAUGGGGCUGCAGCUCGUGGGGUAUAACAUGAAGCUGUGUGAUGCACUGAAAGGCCGCCUGUCUCGGAGCGGCCAACAGCCACCUCCGGUCGUGCCGGCAAAGCGCGCCGCAGAAAUGGGGAUCGGUGAGGGCUCGAAGAAACCUAGAACUUGA
Molecule: messenger RNA, 1527 nt
Organism: Mycena indigotica
Lineage: Eukaryota; Fungi; Basidiomycota; Agaricomycetes; Agaricales; Mycenaceae
Exons: 11
Coding region: 1-1527 (508 amino acids)
Source: RefSeq, a predicted model, not a curated record